Aureobasidium namibiae CBS 147.97 is the source of this 969-nucleotide messenger RNA. Its product is annotated as arabinofuranosidase. Gene Ontology annotation, molecular function: hydrolase activity, hydrolyzing O-glycosyl compounds. Lineage: Eukaryota; Fungi; Ascomycota; Dothideomycetes; Dothideales; Saccotheciaceae. Gene Ontology annotation, biological process: carbohydrate metabolic process. The transcript has 4 exons. The record is from RefSeq and is a predicted model, not a curated record. The coding region runs from base 1 to 969 and encodes 322 amino acids.
AUGAAGUUUGCCUCGGCUGUCCUUCUGGCACUCAGUGCUGUUUCAACUGCACUUGCUGCUUCGUUCACCAACCCUUUGCGACCAAAGGAUGGAUCCGACCCCUUUGUCGUCUACUCUGGCGAUGGAUACUACUAUCUGUUGACGACUGAAUGGACUAACAUCCAGGUAACCAGGUCUAAGACUCUCGGUGGACUCAAGACUGGUGAGACCAAAGUCGUCUGGCAAGACAGUACUGCCUCUCGCUGUUGCAAUGUAUGGGCACCUGAGGUUCAGUGGAUAAAUGAUGCAUGGUAUAUCUACUACAGUGCAUCUAACAAAGAUGACCUCGGUACCCAGCGUAUCCACGUUCUGAAGGGCGGAGCCAACAUCUUCGAUAAGUACACCUAUGCCGGUCAACUCUUCAACGAGUGGAGCAUCGACGGCACUGUCCUUCGCUUUCCAGACAAGAACUACUUCGUCUACUCCUGCCAACGCACCGGUCUCCAAUCCCUUUGCAUUGCCCCCAUGAAUUCACCCACCUCGGCCGGAACUGCAAAGACACUUUCACAGCCUACCUUGCCAUGGGAGAAGAUUGGCGAAUUCCCCGUCAACGAAGGCCCGGCUGCACUCUAUCAUGGUGGAAAAACAUUCUUGACCUACUCUGCGAGUUACUGCUGGACCAGCUCUUACCAGCUCGGUCUCUUGACGUACAAGAGUGGUGACCCCACCAACGCUGCUAGUUGGACCAAGAGUGGUCCUGUCUUCAGCUCUGCCAACGGAAACUACGGUACCGGUCACAAUGGAUUCUUCAACAGCCCCGACAACAAGGAAGUCUGGAACGUUUACCACGCUACUGCAAACUCGGCAGGUGCUUGUGGUGGCAACAGAUAUACUGAGGCCCAGAGAGUCGACUGGAACGCUGAUGGCAGCCCUAACUUUGGUAAGGCAGUCAAGCUUGGUGCGACUCUCAAUGGUCCUUCGGGUGAAUAG